UCAAGAAAUACAUAAAUACUCAUGUCGGAAGCGAUGUUGGGGUUUUUAUCGAGUUUUUAACAAUCAUUAAUUAGAUGAUUCUUAUUGGCUCGUUAUCCGCGGAUCUUCUGAUACGUGCCGAGUGACAGAUUUAUUACUUGCGCGAGAUUCACCAUAAGUAACCAUAAUUUUAUGCAGCGUGAAAUCUAGUCAUGGAAAUAUGGAUGUAUAAAAUAUUUUAUAACAUCUAAUAUAAUAAAGAAAACAGUAUGAGUGCAGCAGUGACGUUGGUUCUGGCUGUGGCGUUGAUGUCCGGAGUAAAAGCGGAGAAGACAGAAGACCCUGACGCACAUAUGAGCCAUUUCAUCGCCGAUAUAUGGCUGGAAGGAGCUGAUGUCGUUCGAAUCCUGUGGCGAGACUGCUCAAAAAAACUAAUCGACGUGAAAGAUGUAAUUGACCACAAGGAGUACUUCCCAAAGUUCGUGCGCUGUAUGAAGAGGAAGACGUUGAGAGCUCUGGACCGGUCGCUCAGCACUGACAUAGUACCUAUAGCUGAAGGGGUCAACUUAGUGCGGUUCGAGAUGGUUGACAGAACCGGGAAUGUGAUGCCCGACAACUAUACCAGUUCGUGGUCGGAGAAAGAGCUCGAGGAAGGCGAGUGGCGCACGCUUGCCAUGCAGCGGAUGGCGAAGGUACUUCGGACUCAUGUCAUCAAGUUCGACUUCGAGGAUGCGAAAACGCCGGAAAAAGUUGAGUUCCGCGGUCGCCGGCGCCACCAGAUGAUGGUGAUGAUGAUGUUUGGCAUCGUGUCCAUCGGCAUGGUGCUGGUACCCAUGGGUUUCCAGUUCCUCGCCGUCCUUGGCGGAAAAGCUCUUCUCCUUGCCAAAAUGGCCUUAAUCUUAGCUUCCAUACAAGGACUGAAGAAGAUCGGUACAAGUCCGCUGAACUACGGAUUCUACCAUUCUUACCCCCCUUACGAUCAUUACGAGAAAAGGAGCGGAGACAACUGGCCGCCCCCCUCCGUGAUGGCCGGCACGCCCCCGCCGCUCUCUCGCUCGUGGUCCCAUCUCGACGGAAACAUCAAGACUGACAGAAUACAUUUAGCUUAUACUGAAGCUAAUGAUCUAAAAGGGGAUACGCCGAAGUUUAUUCAAAGAGAAUCGGAGUCGAGAGUGUACCCAGUGUACCCCGGACCAGACACUACGCCUUCCUUCACUGUUAUAGAUUCGCCUACGCCUUUAAUAGCUGAUUUAACCACCACCCCAGGGGAGGUCCAGGCAGAUUACGCCUUGGAACUCCCCUAUAAUGGAUUUCGCUUUCAAAGUCCCACUCCUGUCGUUUCAUCUUAACGUGUUAACUGGAUACAUGCGUGCGCUUUACGAGAUAGUUUACAGUAUGUUUUCGUAUGUGAUGCAAAUUUUGUUUCCGAGUAGACAGAUUUUAUUUAAUUUCCUUUCGCCUUUCAGAGGGCCGUUACUGGGAUUUCCUUUGCGUAGAUUAUUUGAGAAAUUUAAACCAACAUUUUAAAUUAUCUAGUAAUAAAACUACAUAAUACAAAAUCUAUGCCAUUUUAUAGCUUCAAUGACCACAAAUAGUUUACUGUUCUGUACCACAAAUAAUUUACUGUUAUGUAAUUUA
This is a messenger RNA of Leguminivora glycinivorella, 1617 nucleotides long. RefSeq lists its product as uncharacterized. Bases 249 to 1328 code for a protein of 359 amino acids. The transcript has 6 exons. Lineage: Eukaryota; Metazoa; Arthropoda; Insecta; Lepidoptera; Tortricidae. The record is from RefSeq and is a predicted model, not a curated record.